This is a messenger RNA of Cyanidioschyzon merolae strain 10D, 1029 nucleotides long. RefSeq names its product similar to ribosomal protein S1. The record is from RefSeq and is a predicted model, not a curated record. The transcript has a single exon. Bases 1 to 1029 code for a protein of 342 amino acids. Lineage: Eukaryota; Rhodophyta; Bangiophyceae; Cyanidiales; Cyanidiaceae.
AUGGCCGCAGAGAUCAAAAGCGGGACGCUUCUGCGGGGGCGGAUUGUGGCUGCGGAACUACCUUACAUUCGCGUUGACUUUGGUUUGAAACGUGAAGUGCCGUUUCUGCCUGCGGAGGUGCUCGGUGAGGGUCGAGUUGGGGACGAAGUGAUUAUGCCUCUCAUCGCCACAGAGGACGACUUCCAGGAACCCGUGCUAGACUAUUCUGGACAGUAUUACAAGCCACUGCUGGUGGCGGAGCGAUAUCGCCUUUGGGAGCCGCCGCCAGAUGCUGACCAAGAAAAGGAGCUUGAUGAAGGCAAGCCACGGUUCCUGUUCGGACGCGUGGCAUCGCUCAAGCGAGGCGGAUUCAAUGCCAAAAUUUUAGGGAUCGAAGCAUUCUUACCGCGGAAACAAAGUCUGAUUCUUGUCCGCAGAGACGAUGCGUCGAGUGCGAACCCAUUCAUUGGUAGCUAUAUGCCGUUCGUGCUCUUAUCCACGAAUUUUUUCGUCGAAGGUGCUAGCCCGGCGCCUUCCGCCGCUUCGCCCUCGGGGCUCGUUCCAGGCCCAGGCGGUAGACCGAGUCUCUCGGCAUAUGGGACGAAACGAGUUCGCGUGUUGCCCGUCGUAUCGAAUUAUGCGAGCUUUCUCUACAUCCUUGUCGAGCUUGUGCGCAACGCAGAAAAGUACAGCCUCUCGCCGGAUGAGCGUCUCGCCUAUUUGCGGCUGCUGGCGCGGGUCAUAUGGAGCCGGAAUCAUCACGUUCGUCGGUUCCACGUCACCCGAACCAUGCCGCGAGUCAACACACUUGCAGAGGGAGCGCUCGCGGCGGCCGCGGAGGGUACCUUGGGCACUGAACAGGCACUCGACGUGCAAACCUCAGGUGCCGCUCCAGCACAGGAUUUCGCUGCAGCAAAAGUUGUUCUCGAGAAGCCCUUCAGCGAAACGCGGGGCUCGGCAGUUGCCGAGAAUACGCUGCAGUCUCGGCGAAAACGCGCUUCAAUGCUGCGCGAACUAGCAGAGAAAAAAUCCUCCUCGAAAAAGAGGUAA